CAUACGCUGUCUGAGAGGCGCAAUAUUUUUGCGUCGCACGGUGGGGUCACAAAAUGUCCUAUGUAAACACUGGGGACAAAAGCAAACCGCAGUGUUUAUGGCAACCUGCCUUUCAGCGGCCAGUGCACACAGCAGCGUGAGUGCCGUGCCGUUGUAAAUAUGACGUUGCGAUAACAGGAAACGCUCGAAAGGAGAAUGAGCCCGCCGCACCGUGUGGAGUCCGGCUACGCAUUACAAGAGACCGCACGGACCGACGGUUCAAGUCUUCAAUGGCGACCCCCAAACUACUAACUUUUACACGGGUAGCUGACGCCCCUCCGUGCAGCUGGGGGAUGUUGGAGAGCCUGGGAGGUGUCGGACAUCAAAUUCAUCGCUUCAACGUAAAAAUGUACGAAGAAAAGCCGGCGGGUGCGGGCAAGCCAAGUGGCAUAAACGCCAGGAGGAAGAACCUGCCGGUGCUGCGCCUGCACGAGCGAUCACAACAAAAGGACAUCACGUAUUCUCAAGUUGACUGCUUUAUUGAGGGAUCAACAUUCACUUCUUUAGCAGCAAAGGAUGAAAGGAAAGUUAGAAGACCUGGCUUCGACCAGACAAAUGCCGAUUGCUUUCCUGAAAGGCAUUCCAUGUUUGAACAUAUCUGGAGGAAACGAGAACUUGAGCAUCAGUGUGAAAACCGAGUUUCAGGUGUGCACUCUGAAGAAAGAUCCUUAUCAAAAAAUAUUGGAAUGGUGAUCUCAGCUUUUGAGCAUCAGCCAUAUAAGCCUAAGGAGAUUCCCAGAUUAACCCUGCACAGGCAGAUAAUGGAUGAAGCUUCUAAACCGUUUGCCUUUAGCUCAUAUAAUGGAUGUGACUUGGCUUCCUUGCCGGACAUUCUGCUGCCACCCUGCCACUCUGUGUUUGAUGACAGGUUCGACAUGGCAGAAGCAAAGCUUAAGAGCAGAUGGAAAAUGAAUAACAGAACGUGUAGCUUAUUCUCUGUAGCUGGUGUUCAAAAACCUCACGUCUACGCAGAUCCACUGUCUGGAGCGUCAGCAUCCUUUAUCCAGCGACUGUCUGAAAUUGCGUCUCUAGAGUGUGACACCGUGCGACAGGAAAGAGCAAAGAAGCAGAAGAAGACAAAGAAAAUGGAAGUGUAAAGGAAAUGAGCAGCGAGGCAUCCUUUGAUGCGGACAACAGAGGCUCUUUGUGCCAAAAAGCCACAUUUGUAUUUGUGAAGGAUCACCUUUUGGUAAUGUUAACUUUUUUGUAGACGUCUUUGAUGAUAUUUUUUAUAGUCAACUUUAUAAAAGAAAAGUGUUGCUGUGUAUAUAAUUGCAAUAAAAUGUCCUGAAAAUUA
Molecule: messenger RNA, 1336 nt
Organism: Erpetoichthys calabaricus (reedfish)
Lineage: Eukaryota; Metazoa; Chordata; Cladistia; Polypteriformes; Polypteridae
Exons: 7
Coding region: 270-1136 (288 amino acids)
Source: RefSeq, a predicted model, not a curated record